Molecule: messenger RNA, 546 nt
Organism: Nanorana parkeri
Lineage: Eukaryota; Metazoa; Chordata; Amphibia; Anura; Dicroglossidae
Gene: UBA52
Product: ubiquitin A-52 residue ribosomal protein fusion product 1
Exons: 5
Coding region: 103-489 (128 amino acids)
Biological process (GO): modification-dependent protein catabolic process; translation; protein ubiquitination
Cellular component (GO): ribosome; nucleus; cytoplasm
Molecular function (GO): structural constituent of ribosome; protein tag activity; ubiquitin protein ligase binding
Source: RefSeq, a predicted model, not a curated record
AUGACCCACCCACAGAAGUUGGUGUGAAAACGUCACCGCACUUCCGUUCCGUCCUUUUCUCUUUAGUCUGGCUGCCGUGCGGGAAAGCAAGAAGGCGCCAACAUGCAGAUCUUCGUAAAAACCCUUACUGGGAAAACAAUCACGCUAGAGGUAGAACCCAGCGACACUAUUGAAAAUGUUAAGGCCAAAAUCCAGGACAAGGAAGGUAUUCCUCCUGACCAGCAGCGUCUGAUCUUUGCUGGCAAACAGCUUGAAGAUGGACGUACGCUGUCGGACUACAAUAUCCAGAAGGAGUCAACCUUGCAUUUGGUGUUGCGUCUUCGUGGUGGUAUCAUUGAGCCUUCCCUAAGGCAGCUUGCCCAGAAGUACAACUGUGACAAGAUGAUUUGCCGCAAAUGCUAUGCAAGGCUCCAUCCUCGUGCUGUAAACUGUCGCAAGAAGAAGUGCGGACACACAAACAACCUGCGUCCCAAGAAGAAGCUCAAAUAAACAAUUUAUCAACUACUAUUGUUUUUUGAGAAAUAAAAACAUUACAGGAAUUUCAAA